CCCUCCUCGCCGGGCCGGCACGGCCUGGGGGCCUUGGCUGCCGCGCUCCUCCCGGAGGAGUCUCCGGCGCCCGCGCUCUCCGCAGACACCAUGAGGCCCGCGGUGCGGGGUCCGGCCGUGAAUGAGGAGGACGAGGAGAGCUCGGACAGCACGCCUCUCCUGCAGGCCGCCGGGCCCGCCGAAGCCGCCCCAGUAUGCUGUUCUGCUCGUUACAACUUAGCGGUUUUGUCCUUUUUUGGUUUCUUCGUCCUCUAUGCAUUACGUGUGAAUCUGAGUGUUGCACUGGUGGAUAUGGUAGAUUCAAAUACAACCACAGCAGACAAUCGAACUUCCCAGGAGUGUGCCGAGCACAGUGCCAUGAUAAAAGUCCUUCACAACCGAACGGGUAAAAGGUAUCACUGGGAUGCAGAAACUCAAGGAUGGAUUCUCGGCUCCUUUUUUUAUGGCUACAUCAUCACACAGAUUCCUGGAGGAUAUGCUGCCAGCAGAGUAGGCGGGAAACUGCUGCUGGGAUUUGGGAUCCUAGGCACUGCCAUCUUCACUCUGUUCACUCCCCUGGCUGCGGAUUUAGGGGUUUUAACCCUGGUUAUAUUGCGAGCACUAGAAGGCCUGGGAGAGGGUGUUACAUUUCCAGCUAUGCAUGCCAUGUGGUCCUCUUGGGCUCCGCCUCUUGAAAGAAGCAAGCUUCUUAGCAUUUCAUAUGCCGGAGCACAGCUCGGGACAGUAGUUUCACUUCCUCUUUCUGGACUAAUUUGCUACUAUAUGAAUUGGACUUAUGUAUUCUACUUUUUUGGUUUGGUUGGAAUAGUUUGGUUUAUUUUGUGGAUCUGGCUAGUUAGUGAUACACCAGAAACUCACAAGACAAUCUCCCCUUCUGAAAAAGAGUAUAUUCUUGCAUCAUUAAAAACUCAGCUUUCUUGCCAGAAGUCAGUACCAUGGAUGUCUAUUUUAAAAUCACUGCCACUUUGGGCCAUUGUUGUUGCACACUUUUCUUACAACUGGACUUUCUAUACUUUACUGACAUUAUUGCCUACUUAUAUGAAGGAUAUCCUCAGAUUCAAUGUUCAAGAGAAUGGUGUUUUAUCUGCGUUGCCUUAUUUUGGCUGUUGGUUAUGUAUGAUCCUGUCUGGUCAAGCUGCUGACACCUUAAGGGUAAAAUGGAAUUUUUCUGCUUUAAGUGUUCGAAGAAUUUUUACCUUUAUAGGCAUGACUGGACCUGCCAUAUUCCUGGUAGCCGCUGGGUUUAUAGGCUGUGAUUAUUCCUUGGCUGUUGCAUUCCUAACUAUAUCAACUACGCUGGGAGGCUUUUGUUCUUCAGGGUUCAGCAUCAACCAUCUGGAUAUUGCUCCUUCGUACGCUGGGGUGCUGCUGGGUAUCACCAACACCUUCGCCACCAUCCCGGGCAUGAUCGGGCCCCUCAUCGCCACCAGUCUGACCACACACAACACUGUUACCGAGUGGCAAAUCGUUUUCUAUAUCGCUGCUGUCAUUAACGUGUUCGGUGCUGUGUUCUUUAUGGUGUUGGCCAAAGGUGAAGUGCAGAGCUGGGCCCUCAGCGAUCAACAUGGACACAGAAACUGAAGAAGCCAAUAAAGAACCCUGUCCCCAGUGGUGGAUUUUCAUUUAUCAUGUAACCUGAAAGUGCCUUUGAUAUUUCAAUGUGUAAGCAUUCUACAUACAAAAGAAAAUGUACCUGUGAUAGUUUUUUAAGGUUAGUAAUCAGGAAAUGUCACUAGUUGCCAGAUGAGUAAAAUGAGCAAUUUUUAAUUAAUAAUAAUAAAUAAGCUGAACCUCACAAAUAUGGCUCCAAGACAGGGAGCCGGAAGUAGGGGCAACCCUUAAGGGAAUGAGCUGAAAUGGACCCCAAGUUCUCUGGCUUAAAUAAACCAGAUGAUAACUCCUAGAUCUUAGAGCAAACCCACUCUUGUUCACUUUUCUCGCAAAAAUGAGGUAUCCGCUCUCCCCGACAAACCUGAGCUGCCAGCACCGCACAGGGAGGCGUGCGGGGCCGAGGGCUGCCUGCGGAGCCGAGCCCCCGACUCCACGCUCCCGACCCCUGGUGACGCCCAGAGCACGCGGAAGCCAGCGGCCUGGCCGGGCGGGCGGGGGACCCCGCGUCCCCGCCCCAGGAAAGGAAGAAAUAGCGCCACUGGAUUACAGCCACUUUCCCAUAGGUGAGAACACAAACUAACAAAUUCCAUUUUUUUGAGAUACAGUCAUAAUGAAGAAGAAAACAAAACAACUCAGUUUUUUUCUUCAGCCUGCCUUCAUUUAAGAUGCCAUGACUUUGAGGCCUGGGGGUGUAGCCUAGAAAGAAUUAACGUGGCCUCCAGAGGUGAGGUGCGUGUAACCGCCUUCACUGUGGGAUGUGCACGUUGUGUUUUUCCACUUGCGUCUCCUGACCCGUCUCUUGGUGGGUGUUCAAAGGCAGUGAGUGGGGCGUAGUUCUGGUAUAGCUCUUGUCUAUCAUGCACAAGGCCCUGGGUGCAAUCCCCAGCACUCAAAGAAGAGAGAGAGAGAGAGAAAGUAGAUCAAACUGGUUUGUUUUGUUUGUUCAACACUACCUGUAUUGUCUCAACUAAAAUCUAUUUAAUGUAACAUGAUGUGAAUACAUUGACGUAAAUUUAUUUUUAAAUUUGUAAAUAGAAAUUACAUUGCUAUGGUGAUGUUUCUUUUAUAAAUCAUCGAAAUAAACCUUUUUGGGUUGAUCUUUGGA
This is a messenger RNA of Perognathus longimembris pacificus (Pacific pocket mouse), 2716 nucleotides long. It is a transcript of the gene Slc17a5, whose product is annotated as solute carrier family 17 member 5. The transcript is spliced from 11 exons. The record is from RefSeq and is a predicted model, not a curated record. Gene Ontology annotation, molecular function: transmembrane transporter activity. NCBI's taxonomy places the organism in Eukaryota, Metazoa, Chordata, Mammalia, Rodentia, Heteromyidae. The coding region runs from base 91 to 1581 and encodes 496 amino acids. Gene Ontology annotation, biological process: transmembrane transport; monoatomic anion transport.